AUGGCUGCCAUUGUCACAACUAGUACUUCAACUUCUGAGACUCCAACUUUCUCACAGUAUUCAUCAAAUUUGAAUGAUCCUUUGUUUUUACACCAUGGAGAGAAUCCUGGUGUUGCUCUUGUUUCUCAUCCUCUCCUUGGUGGAGAAAACUAUCUUGCUUGGGCUCGGUCAGUUAGGAAGUUCCUCAUUGCUAAGAAUAAGCUAGGUUUCAUAGAUGGUUCUCUCACUUUGUUAUCCCCAAUUACGAAUUCACCAUCUGCAAUUCAAUUCUUAAGCCAACUUGAUGUCAACAAUGCUUUCCUUCAUGGGGACUUGACUGAAGAGGUUUAUAGGGCACUCCCACCAGGCUUCCAAAGCAAGGGGGAGAUGUUGGGAUUCAUACAAUCCAAGGCAAAUUACUCUUUGUUCACUAGACAGCAAGGUGAGUCCUUUAUAGCUCUGUUAGUCUAUGUGGAUGAUGUGUUAAUUGCAACUAAUGAUAAAGAGCAAGUGGAUCAGUUCAAAGUGUUAUUGGAUCAAAAGUUUAAACUCAAAGACCUAGGUGAUUUAAAGUAUUUCCUUGGUCUAGAAGUUUCAAGAACAGUCAAGGGUAUAGCUCUUUGUCAAAGGAAGUAUGCCCUAGAGUUAUUGAGUGAUGCUGAGCUUCUUGGUUGCAAGCCAUCUAGAAUUCCAAUGGAGCAGAAUCUUAAAUUGAUUCAUAAGUUGAGUCAAUUUAUGUCAAAACCAAGGAGACCUCACUUGGAAAUUGCUUAUAAAGUCCUUCAGUAUUUGAAGAAUGAACUAGGGAAGGGAAUCUUUUUCUCUAAUGCAUCAGAAUUGUAUGUAAAGGGUUUUACAGAUUGGGCUUCAUGUCCAAACACAAGAAGGUCUGUGACUGGCUAUUGUAUCUUCCUUGGUGACUCUUUGAUUUCUUGGAAGUCUAAAAGGCAAUCCACUAUCUCAUGGUCAUCUGUAGAGUUAGAAUACAGAGCCAUGGCAACAAUAGCAACUUAUGAAGUUGUUUGA
Molecule: messenger RNA, 1005 nt
Organism: Quercus robur (English oak)
Lineage: Eukaryota; Viridiplantae; Streptophyta; Magnoliopsida; Fagales; Fagaceae
Exons: 4
Coding region: 1-1005 (334 amino acids)
Source: RefSeq, a predicted model, not a curated record